UUUUAUUGAAGCGAGUUUCAAUUUGUCAGCUGCAAUUUACUGAGUUUUUUGUGCUUUUUUUCAACAGAUUUUUGGUUGAUUUGAAAAAAAAAAACGAGAAUAAUUAGAUCAAUGGCCGUGAAUGCUUGGAAUCGCAAGCCAAAUGUGGCACAGUAUUCGACACAGGAAGAAGUAUCUGCAGCUUUAAGGGGACAGGAUUGUUCGUCAAUCGAGUUCACUACGAACGAGGAUAUGGCGUGCCUGUCUCUACAUGGUCAUCAGCCACAAGAUGGUGAUGUGAACAGACUGGAGGAAUUGAUGAGCGAGGAACUGGCGAGAGAGUUGCAGAGGGAGGAGAACAUUAGAGCGGGACUCACUCCGGAUGCACAGAACUACUUCUACAUGCUACCACCAUCUGACAUGCCACCCAUUAACCAUGGAGCUCGGGGAGGGCAGUGUGCUGUUGGUGUAGAUGACGUCAUCAAGGGGCAUGGUGACGAGGAAGAUGUCUCUUCUGAUUGGCUGAUGGCGCAGAUGCUGCAGAGACAGUUGGAUGCAGAACACGACAAAAGCAUACAGAGAUACGAAAAGGCGAUGAACAGAAACAAUAAGAUUGCCAUCUCUUAUGACCAGUACAAGAUAGAUCCCAAGAAGUACGACUCCAGUGACUCGGACAGUAGUGACCCAGAAGCAGAAGAAGACUGGACUAAAUACUACAGGGCCGAAAGCGGUAAGAGCAACACACCAGCAGUGAAACGAGGAUUCGCUCGCAACAGUGAGGGAGUUUCGGUGACGAAACACGACGCCGAAUUGACGGGACGACGAAACGUCAGUCGAAUGGAGAACUUCGGGCCUACUUUCAAAAGCGGGGACGGAACUGGAAUGGAUUUGAAACUGUCGAAUAAAGUAUAUAAGAAACUAAAAACUCACUGUUAUAAAGAAGAAAAUCGAGCUGCUAAAUUGCAUGAAAAGAAAGAUAAUUCGACCGCUGAAAACGCAAUGGAUGCCAAAACGAGUCUGAUGCUUAUGAAAUUUGUCGACAAUGGGACUCUAGAUAGUGUAGGUGGCUGUAUAAGCACGGGAAAAGAGGCGAAUAUAUAUCACGCAUUUGGAGGGCCAGGAAACGAGAGAAUUUCAGAUAUCCCCGAGGAAGUUGCUCUUAAGAUCCACAAAACAACUUUGAAUGAGUUCAAAUCCCGAGAUCAAUACAUCGCAGACGACUACCGGUUCAAGAAACACUACACGAAGCAGAACUCGAGAAAAAUUGUAGAGCAAUGGGCGCUUAAAGAGUAUCUAAAUCUAGAGAAGAUGAAAAGAAAUGGAAUCAAAUGUCCGAAAGUGGUGAAAGUGAAGAAAAAUGUUUUGAUCAUGGAAUUUCUGGGAGAGGGAGGGUUUCCAGCUCCUAAUUUGAAAGAAGCAUCUCUAAAUUCCGACGACUAUUUGGUAGCGUUUGAACAAUCAGUACAGUGCAUUAAAGACCUUUAUAGAAAGUGCAAACUGGUUCAUGCGGACUUGAGUGAAUACAAUUUGUUGUGGAUCAGCUCGAAAAUACACGUGAUCGACGUCAGCCAAUCUGUUGAUAUAGCACACCCAAAAGCGCACCAAUUUCUUUUGCGAGAUUGUAAAAAUAUUACUUCAUUUUUCUCGAAGUUGUUGCCAAGUGGAUCGGUUCCGAAAGACUACGAGUUGUUCAAUUUGGUCACGGGUCAGAGAUUGGAAUCCGGUGAAGACUUGGAGCUAUUGGCUCAAAUCGACGCUUUUGAGAGCAACCAAGAACUGCUCACAUAUCAAAUGACAAGGAGCAGUUUUCCAUUUGACUAUAUGUACGACAAAACUGCUCUCAGGUUUACAUGGAUGCCUUGUGACAAAAGUAAUUUCAACAGCGCAGAACUAAAGAAGACCAAUUUACAAAUUAAACAAUGUUUCAAAGCGUAAAAUUGAAUUUGAAACGCAUUUUCGUCCAUAAAUGUGAAUUGGUUUGGUAAAUUUAAUCAAUUUAUAACUUUUA
This is a messenger RNA of Symsagittifera roscoffensis, 1987 nucleotides long. Its product is annotated as serine/threonine-protein kinase RIO3-like. The coding region runs from base 112 to 1914 and encodes 600 amino acids. The transcript has 6 exons. Gene Ontology annotation, molecular function: protein serine/threonine kinase activity; ATP binding. The record is from RefSeq and is a predicted model, not a curated record. NCBI's taxonomy places the organism in Eukaryota, Metazoa, Xenacoelomorpha, Acoela, Convolutidae. Gene Ontology annotation, biological process: protein phosphorylation.